CCGGCUCCAUGUCCUGGGGGGGUUUCACACCGGUUGGUCCGCUAGGCGUGUCUGAAGUGGCCGGGGCAGAUUCCAUAUCUCGGAUUGUUCACUCCGAGAUGCCCGACUUCCAUUGGUCGUUCGAUCCAGGUCUCCGCUCAUUGGUAGAGUGGAGCAGCGAGGAGAGGAGAAAUUGGAGCGGAGCCUGACGGGGUGAGUCUGAGUGGCGACGAUGGGAGGCAAGGAGGACGAGUAUGACUACCUGUUUAAGGUGGUGCUGAUCGGCGAUUCCGGGGUAGGGAAGAGCAACCUACUGUCCCGCUUCACCCGCAAUGAGUUCAGCCUGGAGACCAAGAGCACCAUCGGCGUGGAGUUCGCCACCCGCAGUGUCCGGCUCCAAAACCGGACCAUCAAGGCUCAGAUCUGGGACACAGCAGGGCAGGAGCGGUAUCGAGCCAUCACCUCAGCAUAUUACCGGGGGGCAGUGGGGGCACUCCUGGUGUACGAUAUUGCAAAGCACCUGACGUACGAGAACAUGGAGCGGUGGCUGUGGGAGCUGCGAGACCACGCUGACCCCAGCAUUGUGGUCAUGUUGGUCGGCAACAAGAGUGACCUGAGGCACAUGCGGGCGGUGCCCACUGAGGAGGCCAGGACAUUCGCAGAGAAGAGCCGCGUGUUGUUCAUUGAGACCUCGGCCCUGGAUUCCACCAAUGUGGAGAUAGCCUUCCACACCCUUCUCAACGAAAUCUACCGGAUUGUGUCUCAGCGCCAGUUCUCCGCGGACCCAGAAGAAUGGAAGUUGGGUCCCAGCCGGGACAUCGUGGCCAUCUCCCCACCCCCUGUGGACAAGAGUCGCAGAGUCCAGUGCUGCCAGGACAUAUAGAUCCAUGCCCUCUGCCAAUCGCUCUGUUCCCUCCCUGCCUGUUCACCCCCACCUGUCUGCACUGUGGGACCACUGGGCCUAGGGAAGGAUAUAUGAUUCCAGUCGAAGAACAGGAUGGGGUGGGGGUUACCAUGGAAACUGGCCAUCUUUAACCCAGGUCAUGGCAGGAGGACCCACUGAGACCACAGGUUUACUUCCCAUCAUCUACCAUUUUGCCACCCCCUGCCCCACCCACCC
Messenger RNA from Hypanus sabinus (Atlantic stingray), 1099 nucleotides. RefSeq names its product ras-related protein Rab-11A-like. Bases 212 to 862 code for a protein of 216 amino acids. NCBI's taxonomy places the organism in Eukaryota, Metazoa, Chordata, Chondrichthyes, Myliobatiformes, Dasyatidae. The record is from RefSeq and is a predicted model, not a curated record. Gene Ontology annotation, cellular component: recycling endosome. Gene Ontology annotation, molecular function: GTP binding; GTPase activity. Gene Ontology annotation, biological process: exocytosis. The transcript is spliced from 5 exons.